Molecule: messenger RNA, 1507 nt
Organism: Cannabis sativa
Lineage: Eukaryota; Viridiplantae; Streptophyta; Magnoliopsida; Rosales; Cannabaceae
Product: gamma-glutamylcyclotransferase 2-1
Exons: 9
Coding region: 489-1166 (225 amino acids)
Biological process (GO): glutathione catabolic process
Cellular component (GO): cytoplasm
Molecular function (GO): glutathione specific gamma-glutamylcyclotransferase activity; gamma-glutamylcyclotransferase activity
Source: RefSeq, a predicted model, not a curated record
GACAAAUAAAACAAAAACUAUGUAUGAGAGUCUAGAUGUGGCAUCCAUAGAUGAACAUGUCAUGAAAACAUAGAAAAAAUAUAAAUAAUAAAAAUAAAAGUUGAAUAAAUACGUGGAAUAGUUAGGGGGUUCCACUACAUCCUAUAUACUAUAAGUAAUGCCUUCUUCUCCAACUUGACAACUCCUCCUUAAAACCAGUCAGAGACGAAUCAACCUAAAGGCAAGGCAGAGAAAUACAGAGAGAGAGAGAGAAAGAGAGACACAGAAAAUAUUCUCUCUUCUUGGGCUAAACCCUAAUCGCGUUUAGUAACCUUUUCUCUCUUACUUUCUCUCCUUCCUUGUUGUCGUCGUUGGUUGGUUUUCUUUAAUCUUCUUUCACAUACAUCACCCCAUCGAUCUUUCAGAUCACGGGAAGCAAGCCUUAUCUCUCUCUCUCCUAUUUUUUUGUUUUUCGGGAAAAGUCGUCGCGUUCGUGGUAUCUUUCAAUCAUGGUUUUCUGGGUUUUCGGUUAUGGUUCACUUGUAUGGAACCCCGGUUUUGAUUACGAUGAGAAAAUAAUUGGGUUCAUCAAGGAUUACAGGCGUGUAUUUGAUCUUGCAUGCAUCGAUCACAGAGGCACUCCGGAACACCCAGCAAGAACUUGCACUCUGGAGGAGAAAGAAGGGUCUUUAUGUUGGGGUGCUGCUUAUUGUGUUCGUGGUGGCCCUGAAAGGGAAAGGAAAGCCAUGGAGUAUUUGGAGCGAAGAGAAUGUGAAUAUGAUUCGAAAACUCUUGUAAACUUCUAUAAGGACGAAGACUCUUUGGAGCCUACGUUAACAGGAGUUAUAGUUUUCACAUCCACUCCGGACAAAGUAUCAAACAAGUACUACCUGGGGCCUGCUCCAUUGGAGGACAUGGCAAGGCAAAUUGCAACUGCCUGGGGACCAUGUGGAAACAACAGGGACUACCUUUUCUUGUUAGAAAAAGCUAUGUUUGAUAUUGAUCAUGAGGAUGACUAUGUGAUAGAGCUUGCAAACGAAGUGAGGAAGGAACUUGGAAUAGUUGGGAGUGGAAUACCCAAGGAGAAGAAGUUGGUGGUUACACCCCAUAUCCCAGUUGCACACAAAUCCAACAUUCCUGCUUUACAACUCCAUCCCCUGCCAGAAGCCAUUGCCAUGGACUCAUGACUCACUAAAAGAGAACCAAUGGGGAAGCCAUUAUACUAUAUUACGACCUACCUUACUUCAACCCCGGGUUGAUUUAUCAUACAAGAUAGCUCUUCCUUUUUCUAAUUGUUCUUUUCUUACGUUAUUGUAAUGCAAGCUCUUUUAAACAUACCCUUUAACCCACCUCAUGUGGAACUAGGUUCUGCACUCUCCUUAGGAUUGAAAUGGAUAAUGGCUAACCUCAAAUAUGCUCCUCCCUAGUCUUCUUUUCUGUUCUUUACACUACAAUUAGCGAAUUGAGUAAUGGUGAACUCCAAUCUAGAUUAUAUAUGAAACUCAAGUGAGAAUGUUUUAUGUUUCAA